Molecule: messenger RNA, 390 nt
Organism: Protopolystoma xenopodis
Lineage: Eukaryota; Metazoa; Platyhelminthes; Monogenea; Polystomatidea; Polystomatidae
Source: the annotation of a GenBank genome assembly
AUGGAACAGAAGAAAAAAGAAAAGAAGGAGAAGAAAGAGAAGAAGGAAGAGAAGAAGGAGGAAGAAGUUGCUGCAGCUGUUCCUGAAAGCGGCGGCGGUGGGGGGGGCAAACGUGCACAGCGGGCCACCUCUAACGUAUUUGGCAUGUUCCCGCAAACUCAAAUCCAGGAAUUUAAAGAGGCCUUCACACUGAUCGACCAGAACCGUGAUGGCUUUAUCGAUAUUGAGGAUCUGAAAGAUAUGUAUGCAUCUCUUGGCCGAACACCCUCUGACAAGGAGCUGAAGGAGAUGCUCGAUGAAUCGCCAGGACCAUUAAAUUUUACUAUGUUUAUCAAUCUGUUUGGCGAAAAACUAAACGGUAAAUUUAUGAAUAUUAGUUUGUUUGUGUGA